Messenger RNA from Owenia fusiformis, 1078 nucleotides. The record is from the annotation of a GenBank genome assembly. NCBI's taxonomy places the organism in Eukaryota, Metazoa, Annelida, Polychaeta, Sabellida, Oweniidae.
AAUACUAAGAAAUACAUUAAAAAUUGUUAUUUCUGUCAAGUAAAAUCAUCCUGGUGAGGCUGGUAUAAAAUGUGUUGUCACGCCUUUUUUUCACCAAUUGCCAUUCUCAAGUUGAAGAAACAAGAACACUGAAUAGUAAAGGAAUUGAAGUAAAAAUUAACUUGAUUUUAACUUUCAGAAAUUAAAGUAAUGACUCGGUUAAGCAGCGCAAUUGGAGCAAUUUGUCUGUUGAUCGCUCUUUCUAGCGAUUGGCUGAAUGUGGCAGAUGGGUGUGUUCGCAACAGAUUUCGUGUGGGGAGAGGUACAAUUGGUGUAGGGGGCCCUAGUGAGGCAGGAGGCAGUGGACUCUAUGUUGGAGUCAGAUAUACAUUACCAUUUCGAAGGCGCCGCUCAGCAGAGCAAAAAGCUGACUACAGUGAUGUUUUCAAAGUGUGUGACGCUAACGCUGAUGACAAGUUGACUCUUAAUGAGUUUAAAAACUGUUUCCCUCAGCCCAGCCGUGUGUUGAUUAAAACCUUCAACAGCCUUGACAGUAAUAAAGAUGGCGCACUUAACUUACACGAGUUUGAAAAUGCAUACUUAAACCUGGGAGAUAAAGCUGAUGCCAACUGUCAUACAAAUAUGCUACAGAGAUGUGGCUACAGUUUCAUGCUCUACUCCCACGCUAGAGUUCCCAGCCAAACAACCAUGUGUGGAGCCUUACAGGAGUACAUAGACUGUGUGGGGUUGAAGAGUCAGACAUGUGACACAGAUGAGACCAAGCAAUACACCGCUAUGUUAAGUGAGAUGGUCACAACCACACGUGAAGAUGGCAUUUGUCCCAACAUCAAAACAGAUGACCUUGGCAGCACCACAGAUGUGAACUUGCAUGAGCUGCCUUGUAGCAAGUCUGCCAUUAUGCUCUGCGAUGUCGGUUUCAUGGAGGACCUUCACAAAGGAGUUGAUGCAUGCAUCGCCCUGGAUGCCUACGAGAAAUGCCUAUUUGAGAGCCACCUGGGUUGUGAGGAUAAACCAUCAGAAGAAGCGCUUAAAGGGGCACAGGACAUUCUGAAAGCUUAUCUGUCAACUGGAAUGUGCA